Fibroporia radiculosa is the source of this 1530-nucleotide messenger RNA. RefSeq lists its product as uncharacterized. The record is from RefSeq and is a predicted model, not a curated record. The transcript is spliced from 15 exons. Lineage: Eukaryota; Fungi; Basidiomycota; Agaricomycetes; Polyporales; Fibroporiaceae. Gene Ontology annotation, cellular component: extracellular region. Gene Ontology annotation, molecular function: chitinase activity; carbohydrate binding. The coding region runs from base 1 to 1530 and encodes 509 amino acids. Gene Ontology annotation, biological process: carbohydrate metabolic process.
AUGUCUGCGGCGCACACGACCUCCCGCCGUUUUGCGUACGUCUGUAUCGCGCUCGUCGCAGCCCUCAACCUGCUCGGGGCUGCCGCCUUCGACGUCAGUCUCUACGACAAUGUUGCCGUAUACUGGGGUCAGGACUCAUAUGGUGCCACUCACUCGGAUGUCGCCGACUACCAACAGCCCAUCUCGUUCUACUGCCAGGACGACGCGAUCGAUGUUAUUCCGAUCGCGUUUGUCAAUUCCUUCUUUGGGACUGGUGGAUACCCCGUGCUGAAUCUGGGAAAUACGUGCAACAGCACCACGAAUGGAUACUUCAACGGCACGGAGCUCCUCAACUGCUCCUUCCUGGCGACCGACAUUGAGUACUGCCAGAACCAGGGCAAGGCCGUCACGAUCAGUCUCGGGGGAGGGGGUGCCAGCGUUGGAUUCCAGAGCGACAGCGAGGCGCAAACCUUUGCGGACACCAUUUGGAACCUCUUCCUUGGCGGGACGAGCGACAUGCGCCCUCUGGGUAGUGUCGUACUCGACGGUGUUGAUCUCGACAUCGAAGGAGGCUCAGAGACCGGCUAUGCCGCAUUCAUCGCGCAACUUCGCACGUACUUCGAGGGUGCGGACAAGUCAUACUACAUCAGCGGUGCACCACAGUGCGAGUAUCCGGACGAGUAUCUCGGAGAUGCACUGGACUCCGCCUGGUUUGACAUGGUCUACGUGCAGUUCUACAACAACCCGUGUGGGCUGCAAAACUUCGACGAUGCCUCGGGAUACGACUUCGGUAUCUGGGACAUCUGGGCACGCAACGUUAGCAUUAACCCUAACGUGAAGAUAUUCGUGGGUGCACCUGCAUCGACCACUGCGGCCGGCACUGGGUACCAGAACGCCUCGCAGUUGGAGACCAUCGCGAUCUAUUCCAGGAACUCGUAUCCAUCGUUCGGGGGUGUCAUGAUGUGGGAUGCCUCCCAGGCUUACCAGAACGACCAGUACGAUCUUACCAUCAAGGAUGCCCUCGUUGCGGCUGGCAGUACCGGGUUCACCUACCCGGCCUGCUCUGCUGAGGAAUGGACGAGCGGCUCGGACUACCCCGGGGGCUCGAAAGUAUCUUGGAAUGGCUACAUCUGGGAGUCAAAGUACUACGCCUCUGACGAGCCCACGAUGAACUACAACGGUGACUGGAUGCCGAUCAGCGCAUGCGCGGGCACUGCGCCUACCAGCAGCUCGCCGACGACGUCCACAGCGUCGUCCGGGACGACCUCGACGUCGGCGACGGCAACGACGACGAGCACGGGGACUGGAAACUGCGCGGGCGUGGCCGAGUGGUCCGACAGCACAGCGUACACGGGCGGGUCCGAGGUGCAAUACAACGGUGACCUGUGGACCGCACAGUACUGGACCGAGGACGACGUGCCAGGUGGUUCAGCUGGCGUCUGGACCAACGACGGCGCGUGCAGCUCGAGCGACGUCGCAGCGCGCGCGUUCGCACCGCCGACGCCUGCGCCGGUCGCUCCGCGGAGCAAGUCGCGGUUCUUCCGCCUCUGA